AUGUCCGAACACAAGGUUUUACAAGGUACGGAUAAUGAUAGCCUACAAAAUUGUAAUAUAAUUGAGUAUGUGGUAGUUGAUUGUAACCAUAGUGUUUUUGACGCUAACGAUACUGGUGCUAAUGGUGCGACCACUGGUUCGAUCUAUUUUUUACCACCAUUAAAUACCACACCUACUGUACACAACAAUCCACCUUCAUCGAGGUCGACAAACAAUAUCAAUGUUAACAACACCAUGUCACAGCAAUCAAAUUUAAACCCUGAUACGAAUUCUGUUGUAUUGGCGCUAAUUGAGCAAAAUCGGUUGCUUAUUGAACAACUAUUGCGCCGUUCCACAUCGCUAAGUUCGAAGUCUGUUCAAAGUAGUGGAUCAAAUGGUUAA
Molecule: messenger RNA, 381 nt
Organism: Macrosiphum euphorbiae (potato aphid)
Lineage: Eukaryota; Metazoa; Arthropoda; Insecta; Hemiptera; Aphididae
Source: the annotation of a GenBank genome assembly